UCGAGCCUAUGAACCGUCUGGAAGACAGGAUGUGUAAGAAACACGAACGACUUCUGGAGCUCUUCUGCCAGACUGAACAGGUGUGUGUGUGUCAGUUCUGCACAGAGGCAGAUCACAAGUCCCAUCCUGUUGUACCUCUAAAGGAGGAAUAUGAAGUGAAGACGGCCCAGCUGGGGAAGAUAGAGGCUGAAGUUCCGCAGAUGAUCCAGGAGAGAAAACUAAAGAUUAAGGAGAUCAAAGACAGAGUAGAACUGAGCAACAAAGACGCAGACAGAGAGAUAGCCCAUGGUGGGAAGGUCUUCACUGCUCUGAUAGGCUGUGUUAGAAAGGGCCGGAAUGAAUUCAACCAAACGGUUAAAGAGAAACUGAAAUCCACAGUGAAACGAGCUGAAGACCUCAUCAAAGAGCUGGAGCAGGAAAUAGAAGAUCUGACCAAUAGAAGCUCAGAGGUGAAGCGGCUCUCACACACUGAAGACCACCUCCACUUCCUCCAGGCCUUCAAAUCCCUGAAGGAUCCUCCACCCACCAGGGACUGGACCACAGUGGAGGUCCGUCCUCCGUCGUACCUAGGGACCUUGAGGAGAUCCCUGGAUCAGCUGGAUGAGACACUGAACAUGGAGAUGAAGAAGCUGCGUGAUGAUGCUGAACUGAAGAGGGUCCAGCAGUAUGAAGUAGAUGUGACUCUGGAUCCUGAUACAGCUCAUCCCCAGCUCAUCCUGUCUGAGAAUGGGAAACAAGUACGUGAUGGAGGUGUGAGGAAGAAACUCCCAGACAACCCUAAGAGAUUUACAAGCAUUAACCGGAGUGCAGGGUCCAUCUCUGUGACGUCGCGCUCCAAGGCCUUGGGUUUGCUGUCGAGCAACAAAAGAAGCCCCAAGCACUGACGUUAGCGGAGCUAGUUGUUCUCUUCUGACGUAAAGGGAUUCUGUUCAGUAAAUACCUGCCAUUCACCGGGAACCUUUGGAUUCUUCUGCUGCCCU
Messenger RNA from Gadus chalcogrammus (walleye pollock), 980 nucleotides. RefSeq names its product zinc finger protein RFP-like. Lineage: Eukaryota; Metazoa; Chordata; Actinopteri; Gadiformes; Gadidae. The record is from RefSeq and is a predicted model, not a curated record. The transcript has 2 exons. Gene Ontology annotation, molecular function: zinc ion binding. Bases 9 to 884 code for a protein of 291 amino acids.